AUGAGGGAAGCUGCUGCUGACAACCCGAAUUCGGAAGAGCAAGGCGGAGGAGCUCCAACCGCUAACAAUGGUAGAGAUUAUGGACUUCAUCACGAUCAGCAGCAGAAGGCGGCGGCGCCGGAGAUGGACGCCGGAGCGCUUUUCGUUCUCAAGUCCAAAGGGUCGUGGGUGCACUGCGGGUACCACUUGACGACGUCGAUAGUUGGGCCGCCGCUGCUGAGCCUGCCGUUCGCCUUCACGCUUUUGGGCUGGGCCGGCGGAGUCGUGAGCCUGGCGGCGGCGGCGCUCGUGACGUUCUACUCCUACAACUUGCUCUCCCUCGUCCUCGAGCACUACGAUCAGAUGGGCCGCCGGCAGCUCCGGUUCAGAGACAUGGCCAACCAAAUCCUCGGCCCAAAAUGGGGCCGUUAUUGCGUCGGCCCAAUCCAGUUCAUCGUUUGCUACGGCGCAGUUGUGGGCUGCACUCUUCUUGGAGGUCAAUGCAUGAAGGCAAUCUACGUGUUACUGAACCCAGACGGAACGUUAAAACUGUACAUGUUCGUCACCAUCUUCGGUUGCUUCAUGCUCACGCUAGCACAGAUCCCGUCCUUCCACUCCCUCCGCCACAUCAACCUCCUCUCCCUGCUCCUCUGCCUCGGCUACAGCGCCUGCGCCACCGCCGCCGCCAUCCACAUCGGCAGCUCCUCCUCCUCUUCGCCGCCGAAGGAGUACUCCGUCCCCGGUGAUGACACCGCGGACAGGCUAUUCGGCGUCUUCAACGCCGUCGCCAUCAUCGCCACCACCUGCGGCAACGGGAUCAUCCCGGAGAUCCAGGCCACGGUGGCGCCGCCCGUGAAGGGGAAAAUGUUCAAGGGGCUCUGCGUCUGCUACGCCGUCGUUUUGGCUGCCUUCUUCAGCGUGGCGAUUUCUGGGUAUUGGGCUUUUGGGAACCGGGCCCAAGGGCUUGUGUUGAGCAACUUCGUGGAUAAUGGGCGGCCCCUUGUCCCCAAGUGGUUUGUUCUGAUGGUCAACGUCUUCACCAUUCUUCAGCUCUCCGCCGUGGCCGUGGUAUACCUGCAGCCAACAAACGAGGUGUUGGAAGGAACCUUCGGCGACCCAAAGAGCAAGCAAUUCUCGGCGCGUAACGUCAUCCCGAGGGUGCUGUCGAGGUCCCUGUCGGUGGUUUUCGCGACCACCGUGGCGGCGAUGCUUCCGUUUUUCGGAGACAUCAACGCUCUCAUCGGAGCCUUCGGUUUCAUCCCACUUGAUUUCAUCCUGCCCGUGAUCUUCUACAACUUGACGUUCAAGCCUUCGAAGAGGAGCCUCGUCUUCUGGCUCAACUCCUCCAUCGCGGUCCUUUUCUCGGCGGUCGGAGCCAUCGCCGCUGUCGCCGCCGUCAGGCAAAUCAGCCUCGACGCCAAGGCUUAUCGGCUGUUCGCCAAUGUAUGA
Messenger RNA from Linum trigynum, 1428 nucleotides. The record is from the annotation of a GenBank genome assembly. Lineage: Eukaryota; Viridiplantae; Streptophyta; Magnoliopsida; Malpighiales; Linaceae.